Molecule: messenger RNA, 1305 nt
Organism: Temnothorax curvispinosus
Lineage: Eukaryota; Metazoa; Arthropoda; Insecta; Hymenoptera; Formicidae
Product: F-box/WD repeat-containing protein 9-like
Exons: 7
Coding region: 1-1305 (434 amino acids)
Cellular component (GO): preribosome, large subunit precursor
Molecular function (GO): protein binding
Source: RefSeq, a predicted model, not a curated record
AUGGAUAACGAGAAUGCAAGCUGCGCCCACGACGACGAGGAACAUGUACAAUUAUCACUGCUUUGUCUCCCGGUGGAGAUAUUCCUGCAUAUAUGUUCCUUCCUAGACGCGUCGACACUAGUACACGGUUUGAGUUUAGUGUGCAAACAGUUCUACCUGAUUUUAAAGGAUGAUGCCUUACUGCAUAUGUGGAAAGCGCGAAUUAACCAGAUAUGGCCGAAUGCUACCCACUCGCUUUUGCGUCCCGCGAGACCCGACAAACUGUUUUGGAAAUUGUCAUGCGUUGCGAUCGAGAAACAAACCGCGCUAUGGAAACAGCAGGAUUCUAUGGAGAAAUUGAUAAAUGUGGAUACAACUGGGGACAAACGUUACAGUACAUACGUCGAUCCAGUGUUACUGAUGCAUAAUGGAACCAUUUGUAUUGGUGCAGGAGAAUUGGGCACUUUGAUUUACUGGAAACUUCCCUCCCGCGAGGAAUGCUGUGAUGAAAUUGGAAACACCGGUUACAUCCAUCUCGCGUAUGACGACUAUAUGCUAGAUCUGACGGCGAUAGACAACACGAUUUACAGUUGCAGUUCCUAUGGAGUCAGGACGUGGAUGCUCACCAACACCGGUCUCGUCCAUCAGAGGACUUACGAUAUGUAUGGCGUUGAUGCAGAUCUACAGUGCAUAUCAUCGUGCCCAGAACGAGCCCUCUUUGCGACCGGCUAUUCCGACGGAACUAUAUGCGUGUUCGAUUCGAGAUCGAGGAAUAAGCCGAUCAGGAGGUACCGACCAGGCACCGAACCCGUGCGUCAGCUGGACAUGAACACGGAAUACAUCUUGUCCGCCGGCUCCGGCGAGAUCUUAUUCGAUCAUAACCUGGUGACCACGGUGUCGGUUUGGGAUCAGAGAGCCGGUCGGAUCGUGAAGUCUAUCAUAAUUCCAGGCGAAGAAGUGUAUCCCAUGUGCAUGAGUAUACAACGAGAUUGGGUUUUCAUCGGCGACCAGAUGGCGAAGUUGCACAUGCUAAAUCUAAAGAGUAAUUUCGAGCUAGUGAAAUCUUAUUCCACCGAGCAUACGGGCUGGAUAACGGGGGUGCGUUUGACGCAUGGAUGCUUGAUAACGAGUUCCAGGGACGGUACCGUCAGAAUUUCGAGCCUUGAGGAUCCGCCAAAGCCCAUCGCUACUUUACGUUCGAAGUUCAGAACCAUCUUGAGCAUGGAUUACCUGAAUGACACUCUCGCGAUAUCCAGCCAUUCAGUGCUGCCGCAUUCAGGUAUCGAGGUAUGGCGCCCAAGAUCGAGAUGUAAUGUAUAUUCUUAG